AAAAUGUUCCCCCAUGUUCUCCCCCCUUUUCAUGGUUCACUUUUCUUGUGACCCCUCCCCCCCAUGUGACUUCCAAUGGUUUUACAUGCAUAGUUCUGCUGUUCAACCCUUCGACCACAAUGCAAUCGCUUUGCUUCCCAGACCUGAUGCCUUCCCUGUGGUCAAUCCUGUGUGGUCCAAACAUUUUUUUUUUGGUUGUGUCACGAUACCUUUUCUACAAGUGUGAUCCCAUAGUUUGUUUACCGUAUUUUGGGUUUGGGAAACAUUGUGGUUCACCCUGGUUUGUGCAGUUAAAAUGAAGUAAGACCCACUGUGGUGGUUGCCAUGCUUUUCUGUGGGACAGGUGGUUAGGAGGUGCUCAAUGUUUUCACAGGGGCAGUUCACCUAACGAAACAUGGGUUGCAGAUGGUUUUGUGUGUGAGUCGAAGGGUUAACAAUCCCAUAGUUAGCGCAGGGCUAUAAAUAUUCCGAUGGGGGGAAAGUGCAGCGGCUUCUGUGACAUAGCAUACGAAGGACCAGAACAGUUUGAGGGGUUAGCUUCGGUAUAAUUGACCCAAACGACUGGUCAUCUCAAAGGCGUAGCUGCAGGUCGCUAGGCAGAGGAGGGAAACACUGAGUCACUACAGACUCACUCGAGUAAUAUGAGAGCGUAAAAGUCUCACUUGUCGUCCCUGUAACGCUGCGUUCACAUCGGACGCGAUGCGAAUUUUCGCGUCCGCAAACAUGAACUGUUAAAUGAAUAAAAGUCAGACAGAAAUGCAGAUGGCAAAAAUACACAGUGCGGUUGUGCUAACAAAGCCGUCCAACUUCUUCGUUCACUCCCUGCCUAGCCCUCUCCUUCUUCACCCGGUCACGAUUCAAAUAGCAUGCUGGUGGUUCGACGCAAAUUUGCGUGUUUCGCGCCGCACUACUUGCACCAUUCGCGUCGCCCGCUUCAGUGCCACGAAACUCACGUCUUUGCAUUGAUGUGGUAUGUAAUCUCGUCGCGCUACGAAUUUGCGCCGCGUCUGGUGAGAACGCACCAUAGGUGUAGUUAUGGUAGCUUAACCUCUGCUGGCUUCUCAACUACGAUUGGAUACAAUGGGCCUCAAAUAAAGACACUGCAAAACAAGCAGUGUAGUUGCUAAGUUUUGCCAGCUGUUCUUCAUAAUGUUGAGGCGUACAGGUUGAUUUUAUGUAGCCAAUAGUAAAGUUACAGUUUUUAUAGUUUUGUAAGACGCCUGGAAAUAGCUUUGUACACGUAGGAACCUGCCAGAUUUAUUUAUUAGUAAUAAAUUACCUCCGCUGAUAGUUUGAGCUUAAAGCAGCGUAUCCGAAGCCUGCAUGUAGACGGAGCUCUUUUUGUACAAAGAAUAAGUUGUUGUUUGUAAAUAUAUUUUUAUUUUACAAACCAUUCUCUGUAAAAUAGAAAUAUGUUAUAUCAAGAAAAAAAACUGUGUACCACAAUACCACAGGCCCAUACUAACUGUCCUUAAUUUCUCUCCUACAGCAGUACUGCUUUGCCAGUCCUGUACUGCACUCUGUUAAGGGUGCAGCAACUCAUCCUGUGCUUCUUUUCUGCCGGUUGAAGUCUGACUGCAGAAGGACCCUUGGCACUGAAAGUGGGGCAAAACGCCGGACCCCAAGAUGCAGGUCAGGUCGUACGUGGACGUCAUGUUGGAGCAGAACUUGUCCAAAGAGGAGAGAGAGAUUCGCCUGCAGCUGGCAGAGAAGGCAAAAUCGGGGGACUUGAAAGUUGUCAACGGGUCCGCCGCCGCCCAGGCUGCCGCCGCUGCUGCCGCCACAAAGCGCAAGCGUCGCUGGGAUCAGACGGCCGACCAACAAACCCCUUCUAACACCACGCCCAAAAAGAUGUCCAGCUGGGACCAGGCUGACACUAGUGGCGAGACUCCAGGACACACCCCCGGACACACACCCUCCAACAGCCGAUGGGACGAGACCCCCGGCCGCCCCAAAGGCAGCGAGACCCCCGGGGCCACUCCCAGCACACGCAUGUGGGACCCCACCCCCAGCCACACGCCCGCCGGCGCUGCUACCCCCGGCAGGGACACGCCCGGCCACGCCACGCCAGGCCACGGUGGAGCCACGGGCAGCGUGCGCAAGAACCGCUGGGACGAAACCCCAAAGACGGAGAGAGAGACCCCAGGACACGGCAGUGGAUGGGCGGAGACCCCCCGCACAGACAGAGGGGACGAGUCUGUCGGUGAGACCCCGACCCCGGGGGCCAGUAAGAGGAAGUCUCGGUGGGAUGAAACUCCGGCCAGUCAGAUGGGAUCCUCAACACCGCUGCUCACCCCCGGGAAGACUCCCAUUGGAACACCAGCCAUGAACAUGGCGACACCAACACCAGGUCACCUGAUGAGCAUGACCCCAGAGCAGCUGCAGGCCUGGAGGUGGGAGAGGGAGAUCGAUGAAAGAAACCGGCCUCUCACUGACGAGGAGCUCGACGCCAUGUUUCCAGAGGGAUACAAGGUCUUGCCUCCACCGGCGGGCUAUGUGCCGAUCCGCACGCCGGCCCGGAAGCUGUCGGCCACGCCCACUCCCAUCGGAGGCAUGACAGGUUUCCACAUGCAGGUGGAGGAUCGCACCACCAAGCAGAUGAACGACCAGCCCUCAGGAAACCUGCCCUUCCUCAAACCCGACGACAUCCAGUAUUUUGACAAACUGCUGGUGGAGGUGGACGAAUCCACGCUGAGCCCAGAGGAGCAAAAGGAAAGGAAGAUCAUGAAGCUGCUGCUGAAAAUUAAAAAUGGAACACCCCCCAUGAGGAAGGCCGCCCUGCGUCAGAUCACGGACAAGGCUCGUGAGUUCGGAGCGGGUCCUCUCUUCAACCAGAUCCUGCCGCUGCUCAUGUCGCCAACACUGGAGGACCAGGAGCGCCACCUGCUGGUCAAAGUUAUAGACCGCAUCCUCUACAAACUGGACGACCUGGUCCGGCCGUACGUGCACAAGAUCCUAGUGGUGAUCGAGCCACUGCUGAUCGAUGAAGACUACUACGCCAGAGUGGAAGGCAGAGAGAUCAUCUCCAACUUGGCAAAGGCCGCCGGUCUGGCAACGAUGAUCUCCACGAUGCGACCCGACAUCGACAACAUGGACGAGUACGUCAGGAACACGACGGCCCGCGCCUUCGCCGUGGUGGCGUCCGCCCUGGGCAUCCCCUCGCUGCUGCCCUUCCUCAAGGCCGUGUGCAAGAGCAAGAAGUCGUGGCAGGCGCGGCACACAGGCAUCAAGAUUGUGCAGCAGAUCGCCAUCCUCAUGGGCUGCGCCAUUCUGCCCCACCUCCGCAGCCUGGUGGAGAUCAUUGAGCACGGUCUGGUGGAUGAGCAGCAGAAGGUGAGGACCAUCAGCGCUCUGGCCAUCGCCGCUCUGGCCGAAGCCGCCACACCGUACGGUAUCGAGUCGUUCGACUCGGUGCUCAAGCCGCUGUGGAAGGGAAUCAGGCAGCACAGAGGAAAGGGUCUGGCCGCUUUCCUCAAAGCCAUCGGUUACCUGAUACCGCUGAUGGACGCCGAGUACGCAAACUACUACACCAGGGAGGUGAUGUUGAUCCUCAUCCGAGAGUUCCAGUCCCCCGACGAGGAGAUGAAGAAGAUUGUGCUCAAGGUGGUGAAGCAGUGUUGUGGCACUGACGGUGUCGAAGCAAACUACAUCAAGACGGAGAUCCUGCCUCCGUUCUUCAAACACUUCUGGCAGCACAGGAUGGCUCUGGACAGACGCAACUACAGACAGCUUGUUGACACCACGGUGGAGUUGGCCAACAAAGUGGGAGCGGCCGAGAUCAUCUCGCGCAUCGUGGACGACCUGAAGGAUGAGGCGGAGCAGUACAGGAAGAUGGUGAUGGAGACCAUCGAGAAGAUCAUGGGCAACCUGGGCGCCGCCGACAUCGACCACAAGCUGGAGGAGCAGCUGAUCGACGGCAUCCUGUACGCCUUCCAAGAGCAGACCACAGAGGACUCUGUGAUGCUGAACGGGUUCGGCACGGUCGUGAACGCCCUGGGGAAGCGCGUGAAGCCCUACCUGCCUCAGAUCUGCGGUACGGUGCUGUGGCGUCUCAACAACAAGUCGGCCAAAGUCCGUCAGCAGGCGGCUGACCUCAUCUCCCGCACGGCUGUGGUCAUGAAGACCUGCCAGGAGGAGAAGCUGAUGGGUCACUUGGGUGUGGUGCUGUACGAGUACCUGGGGGAGGAGUAUCCCGAGGUGCUGGGCAGCAUCCUGGGAGCGCUGAAGGCCAUCGUCAACGUCAUCGGAAUGCACAAGAUGACUCCUCCGAUCAAAGACCUGCUUCCUCGUCUGACGCCCAUCCUGAAGAACAGACAUGAGAAGGUGCAGGAGAACUGCAUCGACCUGGUGGGAAGGAUCGCCGACAGGGGAGCUGAGUACGUGUCGGCCAGAGAGUGGAUGAGGAUCUGCUUCGAGCUGCUGGAGCUGCUGAAGGCUCACAAGAAGGCCAUCCGCCGAGCCACCGUCAACACCUUUGGCUACAUCGCCAAGGCCAUCGGGCCUCACGACGUGUUGGCGACGCUGCUCAACAACCUGAAGGUGCAGGAGCGUCAGAAUCGCGUCUGCACCACCGUGGCCAUCGCCAUCGUGGCCGAGACCUGCUCGCCGUUCACCGUGCUGCCGGCGCUCAUGAACGAGUACCGCGUGCCCGAGCUCAACGUGCAGAACGGCGUGCUCAAGUCGCUCUCCUUCCUGUUCGAGUACAUCGGAGAGAUGGGCAAGGACUACAUAUACGCCGUCACGCCGCUGCUGGAGGACGCGCUCAUGGACCGAGACCUGGUCCACCGACAGACGGCGAGCGCCGUGGUGCAGCACAUGUCGCUGGGCGUCUACGGCUUCGGCUGCGAAGACUCGCUCAACCACCUGCUGAACUACGUGUGGCCCAACGUGUUUGAGACGUCGCCCCACGUGAUCCAGGCCGUCAUGGGCGCCCUGGAGGGGCUGCGAGUCGCCAUCGGGCCCUGCCGCAUGCUGCAGUACUGCCUACAGGGUUUGUUCCAUCCGGCCCGGAAGGUGCGAGAUGUCUACUGGAAGAUCUACAACUCGAUAUACAUCGGCUCUCAGGACGCGCUCAUCGCUCACUACCCACAAGUCUACAACGACGAGAAGAACGUGUUCGUCCGCUGCGAGCUCGAGUACGUCCUGUAAAUACUGAUAAAUAAGCCCUUGUGUUUUUUCUCUCCUCCUUCCUCAGCCGUCGUCCUCCGCCGUUGUCUCGGUUCAGGAUCCGGUUGUUUUUUAAUUCAGCAGCUGUUCGUCGGUCUGAACGGUCCCGUGUCCCGAAGCCACUUAUUGAUCCUGAGGGAAUUAGGGAACUAGUGGAGAAGGGAGGAGCAGUGAUGUAGACCUCUGUAUGUAUUGUUUUUUUUAUGUCUUUUUUUCAGUGUUCCCUGUUUAAGGAACGUUCAGGGUCCGACGAGCCUCGGUUGACGAAAGCAGCGUAGUCACGACGACAAUGUUUUAAAUAUUUUGGAUGAUGAUUUUCCUUUUUUUGGCUAUAUGUGUAUUUUUGCUUCUCUCUCAGCUGUACACACCCUCAUGUUCCACCGCUCCUCCGUUCUUAUUAGGUCGUUGCUUUAUUUAACCAAAAUAAAAUGUUUGUGUAUAAAAAAAAA
This is a messenger RNA of Scophthalmus maximus (turbot), 5615 nucleotides long. It is a transcript of the gene sf3b1, whose product is annotated as splicing factor 3b, subunit 1. Gene Ontology annotation, cellular component: U2 snRNP; catalytic step 2 spliceosome; U2-type prespliceosome. The record is from RefSeq and is a predicted model, not a curated record. Gene Ontology annotation, biological process: spliceosomal complex assembly. Gene Ontology annotation, molecular function: mRNA binding. Lineage: Eukaryota; Metazoa; Chordata; Actinopteri; Pleuronectiformes; Scophthalmidae. Bases 1627 to 5148 code for a protein of 1173 amino acids. The transcript has 21 exons.